UACCAAGGAAAAAGCAACCUACAAGGAGCUAAAACUGCAGUCACACAAACAAAGAGAUCAGACGCCCGACAGCAGUGCACUAACACAGGAUGAAGAUACCAGGACAAGUCACAAGUUUCUGCCUUGCUCUGCUACUUGCCAUGACCUCUGUGUCAGCUGUACAAAGGCUCAAUUCAAUCAGUGAUUUAAAGAAAAUCGACUUUGGCCGAUCUGUGCCACGGCACAGUCUUCUGCUGCUCUACUGGUUUGCGAGUGUUGUUGAAAUAGACAGAAACUAUGUUAUACGACUGAACUUUGAUCCAAACAGUGAAGAUUAUGGCUCCCAUCAUUAUGGCAACUUUGAGAACCUGCUGGAACGACUGCCUCCUGGUCACCAAUACUACACUGUGGGCAAUCUCAACCAAGGCACAACUGGCAGAUCACAGCUUCCACAUUAUGUUGCCAAUCCUGGCGCAGAGAAUAAUGGAGGAAACAGGGACCGGAUCAUAAUAAGCGUCAAUCAGCAGAACUCUGGAUGGCACACUUGGCAGAUAAUUCAUCGAGUGUACAUCACGCAGCAUUAUGGGGGUUCUCCGAGUGGGGAAUAUGAUCGACAAAACACCUAUGAGAUCUCAAGCAACCUCUUACGACAGAUCAGACAGUUUUCCGAGGGUACAAACCUGAGGGAACUCACUAAUCGCUUUGGAAGUAACAUUAAUGAUUCUCAGUUAUGGGACAUCAGAAACACAUGGGGUCAAACGCUUGCUGGUCUUGGACUGCUUUUGUAUAUUGUGAUCGGGGGAGGAAGUGUAUACUUUACCAACCAACAAAACAGCACACUUCAGAGUGCAAGAUACACACAACCCUAUGUCUAUGACAGCAUCCCAGAAAAUAAUUCAUUUUCUGAAUGCUGCACUAUGGUUUUGGGUCUGAUUUUUGUUUUUGUAGUUUUUCUGUUUUUUAUGGCUGCCAUCAGUGCUCCCAAGUAACAGAAGAUACAAUGAAACAAGGGAAAACCUGUUGUAUAAACCAAUUAUGUGUAGGAAUGACAUUGAGGACCGGAAAGCCAGGGGGACUAUUAAUAUGAAUGGGAAAUUAGCUGAUUAGAAACCUGAGCAGCAAAAGGCUGUUCCCUUAACUAUUACUGUAUAUGCUUUGUUUAGCCUGGAUGUUCAAUUAAUUGUGAUUUCUCUUUGCUAUACUGUAAAACACCUUUUGAGAUUCAUAGCUUUAGUUCAUUAAACUAUUUUCUAAAAUGGCUCAUUGAGUGCAAUGCACUACUUUAGCAUGGUCACAAUGUUUGAGCCUUUGUUCAGGCAACAUGCUCCAACUACUCUAAUAGUAGUGAUUCACAGCUGCCUAAUCUUGCUUCUGAGAGAGAUGAAGAGGAAGAACCUUGCUCUGAUGGACAGAUGAAACUGACGAGGGAAAUGAUGUGGUACACUGAUCAUAUUAUAAAAAAUAAAUAAUAAAAGAAUAAAGAUCAUAUUAUGAGCAAAAAAAAGGUGGGGGGGUAUUUUAUAAAACUGUUUUGUAUUCUUUCGGCACUGAAGUGAAAUGCAUAUUGGUGUUCAUUUGCUUUUUUGUGUUUGUUUGGUCAGAAAAUAAAAGUGUAAAAGCUGA
Molecule: messenger RNA, 1602 nt
Organism: Solea senegalensis (Senegalese sole)
Lineage: Eukaryota; Metazoa; Chordata; Actinopteri; Pleuronectiformes; Soleidae
Exons: 2
Coding region: 90-968 (292 amino acids)
Source: RefSeq, a predicted model, not a curated record